AUGGCCGACCAAGCCGCGGAGCCUGAAGUGAAGCCCUGUGAUGUGCUAUCAGCAUGGGAGAAGAGCAAAACUGUGAUGAACCGUUUGAUGCAGGGCUGUUUGGUGCAUUUGCCCCCAGACACCAAGAAAAUCAAGCGAGAUCAUCUUGCCGAGAACGUCGAGCUUCUCGGGCCACUGAUAAAGAAUGUGGGCCUGAGAAUGUCCGCCCACGUGCUUGCGGAGUAUUUCAAGCGGUUUUACCUUGGCUACAGACCUAUGAAUCUUCGCAUGCCAACGAGUUCAAGCAUGGAUGGCGAGACGUUUGAUCACAUGCUUUUCCCAGCUCGCGAAACGGCCACAUGUGGCUCAGCAGCCGCAGAUGAUGAUGAGAAUGACAGCGUGUCUGAUGAUGAAGCUGCUGAGUCCGAAGCUGAAAUGGAAGAUGAUGCUGAGAUUGAGGUAGAGGAGGAGCCUGUUACUGGUAAUGCCUCGAGCUCCGCAAAUCCUGUGGAGAUGCCCGACAAGGGUGCCGAAGUGGAACCCUCGAGACCUACGGCCGAAGACUCUUGCUUGAAGCAUAUCUACACCCUGCUCCGCAGCAUCGUCUUCAUCUCCGGCGAUCGUGACACCGCCUCCUCGCACCCAGGUAAAGAACCGCUGAGCCCGAGAAGCCAGGCAAAGCAGCGCAGGGAGCAUUAUUUGGUACAGGAUCGUGCCUAUGGAUACUUGUGUGUCCUUUGCGGAAACAAUGCAAAGGAACCCGGGAUUCUCAGAGCCAAGAAAUGCUUCCCACUCCCGGAUCUGAAGCCAUUGGAUGAGCACCUUGAAAAAGCUUCGAAGUCCAGCAAGGCCUCUGGCUCAGGAUCUCCCCGCCCUAGCCCGACCGAAGCCUUAUCAGAGGUGACCCCCAAGCAGGCUUCAAUGAUGGAGGAGUUAGCAUUUUUGCAGAAGCAACAGGCUAAGUUGGAGGAGCUUUUGAAAUUGCAGGAACUCGAGGAUUUCGAAAGAGCUUUGCAGGAGGAAGAGGAGCAGCUACAGGCUGCUUUAAGAAGGUCUGAGUUGGAGGCUGAGGAAGCUGAGCUGAAUCGCAAACGCAGUAGGCCAGCUGAUGAUACAAUUUUUCAUGCAGCAGAAGCUCCAGCAUCAAACACCGCAAAGCCAACCGACUGCCAAGCCAUCCCAGCAUCCAGCUUUGAAGCAAGACUUGCUGCGGCUUCAGAGGCCCCUCCUGCAAUCAUGGAGCCAACCAAAGCAGAGCCUCAUGAAGUCUUCUUUGACCCAAAGAAUGAACUGGAGAUGCCCCCCUCAGCAAUCGUGGAGCCAUCCCAAGCAGACCCUGAUGUGGCCCCAAAGAAUGAAGUGGAAGUGCCCCCCCGCAGCAAUCGUGAAGCCAUCCCAAGCAGCCCCGAUCUCCUCGACACGGUGCCUGAGGAGCCACUGUUCUACGAGAAGCCUCCGGCAACUUUGGAAAACGAGUCUGAGGAGUUGUUGGGGACAUGCAAGAGGCUCGAGGUACCUUUAGUGACAAAGGGUCCAGAGGCACCGCAGGCAGAGAGUGCAGAGGUUGUGCAGCCUACUAGUGUGUCGCUCAGAAUCGAACCAUUGUCUGAUGCUGAAGAAGGGGAGGAAGAGCUCCCCGAAGAUGAUGUGUUGAUCGAUGUCAAUUCAGAAGGGAAGCUGCAAAGUAAAAAGGCUCAUGAGGGCCAGGAGGAGGAUACAAAGCUCGCAAGCCCCAGCAAAGCCACUGUCUUUUACGACAGACACCUGCCUCCCUGCCCGAUUGAAAGUGAUCACAAGCCCGCAACACCCGCAGAGCAGAGACUGGCUGUGGGUGCUCGUGGAGAUGGUCCUGGACGUGGUCGCGGCCGUGGACGCGGACGCAAAGGCUCGAAGGGCAGGGGCAGGGGUCGAAGCAGUGGAAAGGGCAAAGGCCGAGGUGGCCGAGGUCGGGCUUCGGACGAAGUGGAUGAAGAAGAAGAUGAGAGUGAUUGCGAGGAAGAGACUGAGCCUCCGAGGGCCAAGGCGGCCCCAAAGAGGUCGGCGAGCACGCCAAAGGCUAAGGCGGCACCCAAGAGCAAGCGCUCGAAGGACCCAGCACCCAAAGUGAAUCCCCGUGGCCCCAGCAACAAACGCAAAGCCGAGGAUGCAGCACCGAAAGCGAAUCCCCCCAGUGGCCCCAGCAACAAAUGCAGAGUGGAGGAUGCAGCGCCAGAAGUGAAUCCCCCCAGCCGCCCAGCGAACAAACGCAAAGCCGAGGAUCCAGCACCGGAAGUGAAUCCCCCCAGCCUCCCAGCCAACAAGGGCAGACGAAAGGAUCCAGUGCCGAAAGCAGGUCCCAAAGCCAAAGCCAAGGUCAAAGCAUCUGCAAAACGAGCUGCUAGCAAGCCGAACAACACCACAGAUGAUGCUGAGGCUGAAAAGAAGGCACAGAAGUCACGCAAGUCUGUGGCAUAUCAUCGUGCUGUGAAGCAAGCCAAAGAAGAUGGAAUGACAGAGGAGGAAUGCAAACAAGCAGGGAAGCAGGUCUGGCUGCUGGCCUUACAUAGACACGACAAGCUGUUGAGUGAGAACGGUCACAACGUCGCCUCGUAUGAUCGCCUCUACGGCCAGCCCAUGGACUUCACAUCGAAUGCUGGCUUUGCGUUCCAUGCAUUGCAAUAUGUACGUGUGUACAUGUGCUUGGUUUGUGCAUGGAUGAUCGAUCAGAUACUGCAGCUGAUAAGCAGCGAGGUCUACCGGCAAUCUUUCUGGUACAUUGACAAGGCCGGGAAGCAUCGGUAUGUGGGGAAAACAAAACUCCUCAAGGACUCCGGGAUUUACACCCGGACCUUUGGUGAGAACUUGCUGUACGCCUUCGAUCAAUGGUGCAAGUUGCCUCCUGCCGAUCGAGCAGAUGUUCGAGGCCGCCGGCACGUAGAUCUCGGCAGCAGUGAUAAGGAGAUAUUUGCUGCUUUGGAAACGGAUGAUCUGUGGUUGGACGCCCGGGUCCACGAGACGUUCCUGUACUUGUAUGGGUCGAAGAAUUGCAAGAUACCCGACAGCUGGUGUGGUGUAAUGGAGAACUUCAAAGAUGAAGUCAUGAUGAAAGCUUGCGGUGAUGAGCGCCUUCGUUCUGAGCUGCAGCAGCUUUCUGAAGCUGCCCCCGGGCCCAGCCAGUCAGACCCAAACCAGCCCGGAAGCAUUUUCUUCAAGUUUAAAGGGAGGGAGACGGAGCUGAGCAUGGAAAGCUAUGACAGCGCAGUCGAAGAUGCUCAGAAUCCCAAUCCAAAACUGGAUGAGUUGCUGAACAUGCCGGUUGCAAACUCUAUGCCCCCGCCCAAGAAAAGCCCCAAGCGACCUUUGCAAGGUGUGGACGGUGUGGCUCACUCCCCGAGCCCGAAGAAGCCUGCCUUAGCCUUAGCAGUUCCUGCAGAAGUCAAGCCCACAGCAACCCCUCCUCCCAAGGGUUCCCAGAGUUCCCAGAGCCCCGGCCCAAGUCUCAGCGAGAGAUCCACGCCGGCCCCUGCCCCGAAGCCUGGCAAACGUGGCAAAAGCCCCACUUACUGGAGGCCAGAUUUGGAUCAAGCCUUCUGCUCUGUAUGCUCGGUGAUCUAG
Molecule: messenger RNA, 3573 nt
Organism: Symbiodinium sp. CCMP2592
Lineage: Eukaryota; Dinophyceae; Suessiales; Symbiodiniaceae
Source: the annotation of a GenBank genome assembly